This is a messenger RNA of Dreissena polymorpha, 1557 nucleotides long. RefSeq lists its product as uncharacterized. The transcript is spliced from 5 exons. The record is from RefSeq and is a predicted model, not a curated record. NCBI's taxonomy places the organism in Eukaryota, Metazoa, Mollusca, Bivalvia, Myida, Dreissenidae. The coding region runs from base 169 to 768 and encodes 199 amino acids.
UUCAAAACAGGAUCUGACGUUUUCAAAACGACACAUACGCACGAAAUACCGAAAGAUUGCAGUGUAAAGGGAUAUUGACAAUUGCAUACAAUACUCCUAUAUAAAGUGCUAUUCGUAUGCGCGUUCUUAUGUGCUUAAAAGGUAAUUAGCUGUGUAAUCAGCAGAAUAAUGAUUGUGAGGCUUACACUGGCGAUAGUUGCAGUUAUGUGGGGACUGGGUUGUACUCACAUAGGCACAGGAUCGCUCACCAAAGACGUGGACGACCCAUUUCUGCCUAACCAUAGACUGUAUUACCGACGUCAUCUCAAGAUACCUGCAUACUACUAUUACGAAGACAACACUACUAUAUCGGUCAAGGAGACGAACACAAUACCUGUUUCCUUCGGUACAGACAAAACAUGGUUAAGAAGAACAAUGGAUGAAAAAUGCUGCGAUGGCUCCUGCAAGAGCUUCUUUUGGCUUUGGAAAUUUAAAGGCUCAUUGACGGUGGAAAUGCUAUCAAAACCUCCAGCAGUGCGUUUGACAUUGUCCAUGUGCGGUCGAACCGUGCCAUCAUAUAUCGUGAGCAAUAACCAGAUCGUGGAAGUCGAGAAAUCACUUCUCUACGAUGACGUGGCCAAAAGUUUGAGGAGAAACAUGGAAAUACGAGUCAGUGGUCUGCAGCUAAAUUCUCAAAAGGUUUGCGUUCAGGUACAAGCUUUGUUUCUUCUUCAAGACGAGUGGAGCAAAUGGCCGCGUGACAAACCAAGAUGUUGGUGUUUUACUUAAAACAAACCUUAGUCAAAACUUGUUCGAGUUGUUGUUUACGAGGUUAGCUUUUUAAAGAGACACAUUUUUGUUUAAAUGUUUCUGGUAAUAAUUUGACACAGACAGAAUUUGGAAGAAAAGCAGAGAUCAUGAGAGGAAAUAAUUGUUUAUUAGUGCCAUUUGAUAUGCAUAUGUUGAGAAAUAAUACUAAUUACUUUUUUGUAUGAUGUUCUUUUGCGAUGUUUGGGAGUAUAUUAAUAAUCCAAAACUCUUCAUAAAAUAGGUCUUUUUUCAAUAACUAUCAUUGCUAAAGAAACAUAAAUACUCAAAACCAACGAAUAUUUUCGCAAAAUAUUUCGUAAAAUGAUUUCAACCCAUUUAAAGAUCAGUGCUCCUUAUAGAAAUAGCCACAAUUUCAACGCUAGAAGUGGUAUGGUAACAAAGAUUCAGCGAGAUACAAAAUGCUCGUUUUUUAUUUUUGUGGCACAAUAUACUCCAUUUCAAUUUUCUGCAACGAUAUUCAUUCAUACGAUACACGGACAAUAAAAUUGUACAUGACCAUGUGUUCCACGAACAACAAAAAAAGAAUUAUGUAUCUUGUUAAAUCUAUGUUACCAGACCACAUCUAGCGCUGAAAUUUUGGCUAUUGAUAUAAGGUACACUGAUGCUAUAUAUGUUAACUUUCUUUUCCGAAAUAUUGUAAAAAUAUUCAUUGAUUUUGUGUUGGCUUUAAAUAAUGUUGAUUUUCUACAAUCAACAGCAAAGUAUUCAAAGAUAAGGUGCUGAGUAUUAAUAAAAAGUAAAAACCCU